CUGCCAAAGCACGGCGCGGCGCGACCAUUUCCGAGGUCAUAGACUCGUCCGACCUGAACGCGUGCCACAGUGCCACAGACGCGUUCUUUUCUUGCCUUCGAACCAUGGCUUCACAAAUCCUCCCUCUAGAGCUCAUUGAUAGAUGUAUCGGUUCACGAAUUUGGGUGAUCAUGAAGAGCGAUCGCGAGUUCACCGGGACUCUGCUGGGUUUUGAUGACUUCGUUAAUAUGGUCCUUGAAGAUGUGAUAGAGUACGAAACAACGCCGCAAGGCAAGAAGAAGACAAAACUUGCCCAGACACUGCUCAAUGGGAACAAUAUCUGUAUGCUUAUACCGGGUAGCAAUGGACCAGAGGACGUAUAGCGAGAUGCUGAAGGCAUGUGAGCAGGGAAUGCCGCAUCGUAUCUGCAAUUAACCACUGUUGUUGGUGUUGUUGGCCAAUUCUCCAGGAAGAUAUUGGCUUGGCUUGUGUGCUGUGCUACUGUUGAGCUUGUGCUGCCGGACACGACCUGUGAAUCAGGCUGGAGGCCAAGCUCUGUGUUACUUUCUCUAGCCUAACACUUCGUGAUCUCUUUUUCUCUGUCUCAUGUAUGAUUUUUCUUGCAAUCCAAUCGCUCAUGAAAACUUCUGGCAUACUC
Laetiporus sulphureus 93-53 is the source of this 637-nucleotide messenger RNA. Its product is annotated as Sm-like ribonucleoprotein. Gene Ontology annotation, biological process: mRNA splicing, via spliceosome. Gene Ontology annotation, molecular function: RNA binding. Lineage: Eukaryota; Fungi; Basidiomycota; Agaricomycetes; Polyporales; Laetiporaceae. Gene Ontology annotation, cellular component: U6 snRNP; U4/U6 x U5 tri-snRNP complex; Lsm1-7-Pat1 complex. Bases 105 to 362 code for a protein of 85 amino acids. The record is from RefSeq and is a predicted model, not a curated record. The transcript has 5 exons.